AUGAUAGUUAUUUAAAUUUGUGCUUCAUUAUUAGUUAAGGAUAUUUAAGAUGAAAGCAAAGAUACAAGAAUGAAAAUUGGAUGGAUAAUUGUUGCUAUUAGUGGAUUUUUAAUAGCAUACUUUUAAAUCACUAGUAAUGUAGAUUAAAAAUAAAAAGAGUAAAUCUUAGCAGCUCUCUUAAAAUCCUUACCUGUAUAACUUAACAAAAAAAUAGAUUAAAAUAUAGUUAAUAAUUACAAUAUGGAUAAGAAUUUAGAUAAUAACGAAGAAAUAUAAUCAAUUAGUAUUAUCUACCAAACUCCUAAUGUAAAAACAAGGCCAGCCACAAAUUAAUUCUUAAAAAUAAAUAAAUUGGUAAAUAAAUAGAAGAAAAAGGAAUUCUGUUUUUUCUUAAAGCAUUUACAAGAGUAGUCAUAAUUUAUAAUUUACACAGCCAAGCAGAAAAAACAUCUAAAAAGUUGA
Messenger RNA from Tetrahymena thermophila SB210, 462 nucleotides. RefSeq names its product transmembrane protein, putative. The record is from RefSeq and is a predicted model, not a curated record. The transcript has 2 exons. Lineage: Eukaryota; Ciliophora; Oligohymenophorea; Hymenostomatida; Tetrahymenidae.